Molecule: messenger RNA, 1029 nt
Organism: Lasiosphaeria miniovina
Lineage: Eukaryota; Fungi; Ascomycota; Sordariomycetes; Sordariales; Lasiosphaeriaceae
Product: heterokaryon incompatibility protein-domain-containing protein
Exons: 2
Source: RefSeq, a predicted model, not a curated record
CCGUCCCGAUACCUGGAUAUCGGGCCCGGCACUGGGAAGGAUGGCCGACAAAGUCACGUCGCGAGAGUGGUUACAGCCUCGCCGGGCGAGCGGGGGAGCUAUGCGUGUCUGAGCCACUGCUGGGGCGGCAGCAAGCACGUCUGCACACUGAACCGCGAGACCGAGGACCGGUUCUCGGCCGGGAUACCCGCCGACCUCCUUCCGCCCGUGUUUGUGAGCGCUAUUGCAGCUUGCAGGCGCCUUGGCAUCUCGCGCAUCUGGAUCGACUCGCUCUGCAUCCUUCAGGACAGCGUCGAGGACUGGCAGCGCGAGUCACCGAAGAUGGGCCAGUACUACUCGCAAUGCAAGAUCUGCAUUGCCGCCACCAGCUCGGCCAGCUCCAACGCUGGGUUCGAGCUGGAUGCCACCCGGCCAUCGGCGGCCCAAAAAACGGACACAACAAUACGCGAUUUUCCUCUCUUGACACGCGGUUGGGUCUUACAGGAGCGCUGGCUGGCCCCUCGCGUGUUGCAUUUCGGGAAGCAGGAGGUGGUCUUCGAGUGUGCCGAGACAACCGCAUGCGAGUGCGGCGGAGCUGCGAAAGACCUCAUAGAGCAAAUUGGCCUCGGUGCUGGGUUUGCGGCGAUCCGGUCGACGACCACGGCCCGCCACGGACUCCUUCGCAGACGGACACAUCUCGAGCAUCUCCCGUGGGAUGAGCUCGUCCCCAUGUACAGUGCCCUGGCCCUAACCGUCCCAACGGAUCGCUUGACUGCCGUUUCUGGGAUGGCGGCGGCUGUAUACGCUAAGUUCGCGGCCAAUACUGGCGGCCCUGUGGUCUCGGGUGUCUCCUAUCUAGCUGGGCUGUGGCGCCACACACUGCCUAGAGAUAUGGCCUGGUUCGUAGGGGAGACGUUGCUGAGAAACAAGGCGAACGAGCAGCGACUAGAAGUGACAGGAAGCGGGAGCUCGGGAUCCCGCAAGCCCCGGCCCGAGCAAUAUGUGGCCCCUACAUGGUCCUGGGCGUCGGUGCUAGAUGCAGUACGCUAU